ACACAGACACACACACACACACACACACGCUAGUUAUUGCAAUGCUUUACCUUCUCAUAUCAGCGUGAUGGUCUUGAAGUCAACAAUUUCUUUGUUUUCUUGUAGGAAAGCAAAGGCUGCAAAAACAGUUGCUGUUCAGGCAUUCAAGGUCUUCCUGGAGCUGCUGGAGCUGCUGGAGCUGCUGGCGUUCCUGGCGUUCCUGGUGCUCCUGGCGCUCAUGGCGCUCCCGGCGCUCCCGGUAACCGUGGCGAUCGUGGAGAUCCUGGUCAAGAAGGACAAAGAGGAGGAAAAGGUGAUAAAGGGGCAACCGGAAAAGUUGGUCCAAAAGGUGUCACAGGCGAGACUGGAGUUAGGGGUCCGACCGGACCGAGGGGGCUGCCAGGCGUUUUCCGUUCAAGCGUGUGCUCUAAUGACAGAAAGGGCAUGAUGAGAUAUAAUCAGCAAGUAGACAAGGUAGAGUAUUGUGAUGGUAACAGCUGGCUCACACUGUUGUUAAUAACACCCGGCAGCUCGUCUCUGUUGCCUGCAUCAUCGUGCAAGGAAAUAGCACUCCACUACAAGUCUUCUGCCAAUAGUGGAAAGUAUUGGAUCAAACCAUCCAACAGUGAUCUACCUUAUCAGGUAUUCUGUGAUGCUAAUGAAGGUUGGACUCUAAUCAUGAAAAUAGAUGGAAAUCAACAAACCUUUACCUAUAGAAGCGGUCUGUGGUCAAACAAGGAAACAUUCCAACCAACAAAUUUAGAUUUGGAUGACAAGGAAGCAAAACUGGCUUCGUAUUGGACACUACCAUUUACUGAACUUCGUUUGGGAAUGAAAGUAGAUGGAACAAUCAGAUGGAUCAUUCUCAGCUACAGCGCAUCAUCUCUCUACAGUCUUAUUGCUGAUGGAAAGUACAGAAGUACGAGUAUCGGUGAGAAUAAAUGGAGAAAUCUACUGCCAACGUCAUCUCUGCAGGACAAUUGCAAUAGGGAAGGAUUCAACACAAGAGGCACUCACUCAAGCUACAGCUCAAAUCAUGCUGGAGCUCGUCUGGGAUUUCUUGUUAACAAUGAGAACAAUUGUAACUCACCAGAUUCUUUUCUUGGCUUUGGAACAGAGUACAGGAGCAGCAGAAACAGUGCUGGAAACUACAAUGGACGCGUAAAUACUAAAAAAAUUGCCUAUAUCAUGGCACGAUGAGACGCUGCACUACGUAAAUGCAUGAUAGCAUUAAUUAAGAUGGUUUUCUCCCAGUAUGAUAUCCACCACAUUGUUUUAGUAGGUCAACUAGUCUACACUAUAUGCUUGAUUACAUUACAACAUAAACCAACGA
Corticium candelabrum is the source of this 1312-nucleotide messenger RNA. RefSeq lists its product as uncharacterized. Lineage: Eukaryota; Metazoa; Porifera; Homoscleromorpha; Homosclerophorida; Plakinidae. Gene Ontology annotation, molecular function: oligosaccharide binding. The transcript has 6 exons. The record is from RefSeq and is a predicted model, not a curated record. Bases 424 to 1179 code for a protein of 251 amino acids.